Ipomoea nil (Japanese morning glory) is the source of this 1361-nucleotide messenger RNA. Its product is annotated as transcription factor bHLH92. The transcript has 3 exons. The record is from RefSeq and is a predicted model, not a curated record. NCBI's taxonomy places the organism in Eukaryota, Viridiplantae, Streptophyta, Magnoliopsida, Solanales, Convolvulaceae. Gene Ontology annotation, molecular function: protein dimerization activity. Bases 90 to 800 code for a protein of 236 amino acids.
GUUAGUUGUUGGUCCGUUGCCACCCAAUUCAAGUCUUCAUUAUCUUCCAACCUGCAAAGAAAUUAAACCAGCAGCCCCCUGCAGCCGCCAUGGAUGAGUUCUUCCAGAAUGGCUGUAGUCAAGAAACUGCAACACCACUACAGUGGUUUGAUGACUUCCUCCCUUUGGUGAACCCAAGUGCCUUUGUGAAGUAUGUGGAUCAGAGGGUUGGAGGGGUGGGGUCCAAGGGGGAUGGGAGCGGGUCGAGUCGCGAUGGAAAUGCGAACAAGAGGAUGGUGGAGUUCCUGGGGAAGAUGUGGAAACCGGCUUUGCAGACAAUGCAGACGGCGCAGGAAAGGGUGCAUAGGCAUAUGAUCAAUGAGAGGAUGAGGAGAGAGAGGCAAAAGCAAAGCUACUUAGCCUUGCAUAGGUUGUUGCCUCUUGGGACCAAGGGUGACAAGAACACAAUAAUCCAAAUGGCAGCUGCGAGGAUACAAGAGUUGGAAUUGUGCAAGGAAGAAUUGAUGAGGAGAAACAGUGAAAUUGAGAUGACUUUAGCAGCAAGUAACAAUGAGAAUAAUGAGGGAGUGAGCAAUAAGGGCAAGAUUAUUAGUGUAAAGGUGGCUUAUCCUUCUAGUGGGAUUGAUUCCAUGCUGCAAGUUCUAGAAUGCUUGAAGAACAGUGGAACCAAACUAAGAUCCAUGCACUCCAAUUUCUCUCCACAAGAAUUCUCUGCUCUGCUAGAGAUAGAAGCCAAGGUAUGCAUGGGUGAAGGCCGGCUACCUUGUGACUUUAGCCAACAAAGGACCACCAUAAGGUAAAGCUAGGUUGUCCAUUGAUCGGCUAAAUUUGCAUAGUGACCUUAGUCGAUCAGCAAAUAAUCACAAUGAGCUAAGGUAAACGAGUCUAGAAUGCUCAUAGCUGACCAGACGAAGCUUGUCAUGUAAUUCUAGCCCGCAAAGGAGACGGAGACAAACUAGCUUAAAUUGUCCAUAGUUGACCAAUCCGUACUCCCGCCACCAUAGUCGACAAAUGACCACAAUGUGAUAAACCAGUCUAAGUUGCCCAUAACUGAUAAAUUCAAACAAAGAAGGCCAAUAGACUGCUUGAUCUGCAGUCAAACUUGGAACCUUGUGAGCCAACUGUCUAACCAACUUGACCAGUCUUGCCUGUUCUAAUUUUUGUUACAGACUGGAGUUCCAGGUUUUGCUACAUACAUUAUUUAUUCUUCCAAAGGCUGAAUCCCAACCCUAAGGGCUCCCACACCCCGGCCCGACAGAGCAUUUGGGAGCAUUUGUGCAUACAUUGUUUAUUAGAUGCACGAGUGAAGACUAGUCUUUUAGGUAGGGUGUUGGAGUGGGUAAAAUUUUGAUUGGUUUGGU